AUGUUACAUCGUAUUCGAUUUGAAGUUAAAUAUGAUAAUCUUUAUAAAUCUCCAAUGAGUUAUGGUACUACAAUAUGGUCACCAUUAGCAUCAGGCCUUUUAACUGAAAAAUAUAAUAGUAAACAAUUGGAAGGUGGUGAUAACCGUUUAGGUCUUAAAGGUAAUUUAUCAUGGGCUUCGACAACAAUUCGAAUCUGGUCAAGAUCGUAA
Adineta steineri is the source of this 210-nucleotide messenger RNA. The record is from the annotation of a GenBank genome assembly. Lineage: Eukaryota; Metazoa; Rotifera; Eurotatoria; Adinetida; Adinetidae.